AUACGUAAUAAAUAACUAAAAUAAUCUUAGUAUUGUAAUAUAAAUAUAAUGAGUUAUAAAAUGGAGUAUAAUAAUAAUCACAAUUACAUACUACUAGUAGAAUGUGGAAUCAGUCCCACCGUAGUUAACCUGCGCCCUCUCGCACUGGAUACUCUUCUUCUCGUUUCUUCUAAUAAAGAUUCUUUUUUAUUAUUUCCAGCAAAAUUUCAAAUCCGCCCAAACGCCAAAACCCUUCCCUCGCUCUUCUUCAUCUUCUUCCCUCUGAUUCUAAUCCCCAUUUUUCGCCAUUGCCCUAUUCCGCCCAGCUCCCCGAUUCACCUUCAAUUUUCCUUAUUCCUUUUUCUUGGUUCAAAAUCUUAUGCCCUAAAAGUUUGCGUAUUGUCGCGAAGAGGCCAUGGUGCGACCGGUGAAGAAGGAAACCGCAAGCGGGAUUGGCCGUACUACUCGGAGUAGCGCGGGUAACGUUAAUGAAUCGCAUGGUACAACGAGCAGUAGCACCGUUGAAGAUGGUGCUGGUGAACGCCGGGUUCUGCGCUCGAAAUAUCUCAGUUUUAAGAAUCGGAUUAGCGAUGAGAAGGAGGAUAUAUCCAAGGUUGACUCGGAAAAGUUCAAAUCAAUGAUUGAAGAAGUUGACAAUCUGCAUCAGCUAGUGCAAAAACCCCGGGAGCAAGUAGCUGAUGCUGAGGCUCUGUUCGACAUUACAACUUCCUUGGUGUCCUCUGUCAAAGCAUGUAGAAAUGAAGGCGUGACACCCUCCGAUUUCAUCAGUUGUUUGCUCAGGGAUUUCGGACAACAAUCUGGUGCAAGCAGUAGCCACACUGAAGGUGGAGGUAUGGUACGAUGGAAAGACAUUGGACAGGUGGUGUCUGAUGCUUUCAGGGAUGCUCCUGGUUGUCGUACAAUGAUUGGGCCAAUGAAUACAGAACUGAAGCAUCGCAAGAAUGUGGCUCAGAGAAAGCGUUCAAGGCCCGCAGAAGAUACCCAUCCCGAAGAGCUUGAUGAGACAGUUAACAAAGAAAAAACAGACACUGAUAAGAACAUGGCUACGAUGUUCAAUAUUCUGAGGAGGAACCGGAAAGUGAAGCUUGAAAAUCUCAUAUUAAACCGGAAUUCAUUUGCUCAGACAGUGGAAAACCUGUUUGCUCUAUCCUUUUUGGUGAAAGAUGGACGUGCUGAGAUAUCUGUGGAUGAUACCCGUUGCCAUCUAGUUUCCCCAAAGAAUGCUCCUGCUGCCAGUGCUAUUCUAUCUGGGGAGACUGCAUACUGUCAUUUUUUAUUCAGAUUCGACUUCAAGGACUGGAAGCUAAUGUUGGAUUCUACUGUGGCGGGGGAAGAACUGAUGCCGAAUAGAGCUGAGGUGGAUGAAACCAAUAUGGGUGGUGGUGGUGCUCAGGCAAGUAGGGCAGAAGGUGAAGCAGCUAUGCCGACAACGCCGAUUCGGAAACUAUGCCGGAACCGGGGGUUGGUGUCGCAGGAGAGAUCAGUUGUUGAAGAUUCUCCUGAAAACGAAAAUGUUAGCAGUGGUGGUCGUGCAAUCCGCAAGGGAAAGAGAAGAGUGAGGUGAAGCAGACAGAGUCCCAGGAUUGGAUUGCUUCAAUUGAAUAUAUCUGUUAUUGUUGAUGGCAGCAGGCAGCUUAACAUGAGAGGUAAUAUCAUAUCAUUAUUAUUACUAUUAUUGUUCGCAUUUGAUGUAAUUUCCUGUGUAGUUUAGUUUCAAGACUUGCGAGGCUAAUCUAAUGUAUGUUUGGUACAUACAUACAGUACCAUCCAUAUAUAUAUAUAUAUAUAUAUGUUUCAAUGUGAAGGAAAAUCUUAUUAAUUUUUAGGUACAAGUAAAUUGAAUGCAAUUUCAAGAUAUAAAACAGGGAAAGGAUGUUAUUACACACAUUCGCUAUUACUAUUUGUAAUUAGAUUUAGAUAUAGAGGAGAGCAGGGUAGAGAUAAAAUCCUAUCCUAUCCUAUCCAGUAUAGGCGCCGCCGGUGCCGUAGCCGCUGGCGGUAUUGGAGCCUCCGACGUGGGUGUUCUGGGCGGUGGUGGGACGCGCCGCUGUGCCGGUGUUGGUGCCGAUGGGGUGGGACUUGACGACCCCCUCCGUCACCUGGGCUGCCGGCGCGCCGCUGCCGUGGCCGGGCAUUGCCGACAUCUGGUGGGCGCCGGUGUGGUGGCCGGUCUGGCCGGUGGCGGUGGAGGAGUGGGAGGCAGCCUGCUUGGCGGCGGCGUUGUGCUCGCGGGCCUCCUGCUUGUGCUGCUCGGCCUGCUGGAUUCUGUCCUGCUUCUUCUCUGUUGCCAUCUCCUUCUCCGUCGGAUUGUGGGCCGCCAUUCUCUCCAUCUGUAACAC
This is a messenger RNA of Andrographis paniculata, 2339 nucleotides long. Its product is annotated as non-structural maintenance of chromosomes element 4 homolog A-like. Gene Ontology annotation, cellular component: Smc5-Smc6 complex; nucleus. NCBI's taxonomy places the organism in Eukaryota, Viridiplantae, Streptophyta, Magnoliopsida, Lamiales, Acanthaceae. Gene Ontology annotation, biological process: DNA repair. Bases 395 to 1564 code for a protein of 389 amino acids. The record is from RefSeq and is a predicted model, not a curated record. The transcript has 7 exons.